AUGCAAGAAUCAGAUAUUGAAUCUCAAUUUUUAUAUCAAUCUAUUGUCUAGCAAUAGGAGGGUGUGGAAGAGAAACAAAUAUUGAUGAGUAGAUUGACUGAAACCAAUCACAUUUAGGAUGAAUCAGUUCAAAUCAAUUUAGAUUCUGAGAUUAUCACUUAGUUAAGGGAAGAAAUUGUAGAGUUGCAUAAAAAAAAUCAAUAUUUAACAGAUCAAAUUAACGAGAGAGAUAAUCAGAUUGCUCAAUUAAAAGAGAAGUUGUAAAGAUAAACACUCUUGAAUGAGGCAUACCAAAUUGCAGAAGUGUAACUCAAACAAUAAGUUGAGGAGUUGAAGAAGAAAGUAACAGAACAAUAAGAGUAAACACCUUCUCAACUGGAAAAUUUAUCCAAGUUCAAUUUUGAUUUCAGUUGGGUCAAUCACAUGGAAAGAGAUCUCUCACAUGAUGGUUUAUUGGAGCGAUAUGAUCGUUACAGAUCCAACAAGAGGUUAGCACCAAUUUAAAUUAAGCCAUAUUCAGAAAAGUUCAGAUACAACAAUAAAUAAAAUAGCCCAUACUUUGAAUAGUCACAAUAGACAGAGAGAACCUAAAAUAUACAGAAGAAGAGAAUCAAUUAAAAUAAAAAAUGA
Molecule: messenger RNA, 630 nt
Organism: Paramecium octaurelia
Lineage: Eukaryota; Ciliophora; Oligohymenophorea; Peniculida; Parameciidae
Source: the annotation of a GenBank genome assembly